Molecule: messenger RNA, 673 nt
Organism: Podarcis muralis (Common wall lizard)
Lineage: Eukaryota; Metazoa; Chordata; Lepidosauria; Squamata; Lacertidae
Gene: TM4SF19
Product: transmembrane 4 L six family member 19
Cellular component (GO): membrane
Source: RefSeq, a predicted model, not a curated record
GUGACUCUUUCCUUCAUCUUUGCAGGGCUCUCUGCUGACAAUGUGCGUGGGGACAUGUGCUAGGAUCCUGGGGCCAUGCCUCUUGACCCUGGGCCUGCUUUCUGUUGUUGCCAACACUCUCCUGCUCUUUCCCAGUUGGGAAUGGCGUUAUCUACAGAUGGGUCACAUCACAAAGAAAGCUAUGCUGAUGCCAGGAGUGUGGGGAGGAGGCUUAUUGGUCUUCCCAGCCGCAGUUCAGAUCACAGUUAUCGGAUUCAGGGGAAAGAAUGUCUCCUGCACUUGGGGAACUUGCCAAAAGAUGUUUCUCUCCAUUGUAUUAUCAGGACUGGCCUUGCUGGGAUCAGCUGCUUGCUUUGUUUUGUCUGGUGUGGGCUUGACAGAGGGACCUCUCUGCUUUUAUAGCUCCACCACCCACAAUGGGACGCAGAUGACUCAGUGGGAUUAUCCAUUCCUUCAAACACACAGUCAGUCCUCAAACAUCAGGACUCGGAAUUAUUUGUAUGAUCCUCCCCUUUGGAACAAAGUGUGCAUCGAGCCACGUAAUAUUGUGAGCUGGAAUGUCUAUUUCUUCUCGGCUCUCUUAAUCAUCAGCACAGUGGAAAUGGUCCUUGCUGUUCUCCAGAUCAUCAAUGGCUUUUUUGGAUGUUUCUGUGGCUCAUGUGAAAAGAAAUAG